AUGGGGCUUCAUGGCUUUGGGCACUUUUCUGAUGCGAUUCGAUUCUUUUGGGAAAAUUUUUUUUGGGAACACGCAAGCGACUCGAACGCGACAUCGGCCGUGAGCAAGCAGAAGAGCGAAGCCGUAAAGUGCACUGACUUGAUGACACCUCCAGUGCCCCGCAACCGACGAAGCCGCAUUCUCGGUUGUCAUCCUGCUGCAGAUUCUGUCAAUCUCACAAUAAACAUGUACUUUGGCCAAUCUGCCCCACAACAGCGUCCCCUCGACGCAGGCCUUGGACCAGCCCCAAACCCUCCUCAACGUCGUCGCUUCCGCCGACGGGCUUCGGGCCGAGGCUGGUCCGACUGGCCAACCGAAAGGUCAGAGCGAGAAACACAUGCACAACGAGGGUGUGCAAUGCCAAAAUCGGUUAAAUGGCAUCAGUUGGGUAUGUUUGCUGUCAACGCAGAUGCAGCCCCUUUGCUGUUGAGACGAGGUCUCCAAUAA
Protopolystoma xenopodis is the source of this 486-nucleotide messenger RNA. The record is from the annotation of a GenBank genome assembly. NCBI's taxonomy places the organism in Eukaryota, Metazoa, Platyhelminthes, Monogenea, Polystomatidea, Polystomatidae.